Onthophagus taurus is the source of this 2115-nucleotide messenger RNA. NCBI's taxonomy places the organism in Eukaryota, Metazoa, Arthropoda, Insecta, Coleoptera, Scarabaeidae. The record is from RefSeq and is a predicted model, not a curated record.
UGGGUUGAUAUUAUUUAGGAAUUAUUUAUAAAUUAAACAAACAAAGGAAAAGGUGGUUAUUGUAAUAAAGUUAACGAGUUUUUGGCGUGAGUACAAAAUGAAAUUAACUCCGUUUAAUUAAAACGUUUUCAAUAAGCAUAGUGGAUGAGAAAUAUCAUGAGAAAGUCCAAUUACAUUUCUUUGAAUAGGAAUUAUAAUCGAUAAAGGGUAUAAAAGGUUCAACUUUUUAAUUAAGUUUUAGUUCCAUUACAGUUUCAGAACUGAAAACGAAAUACGUUAAAAAAAUGUAUGGGAUGCUUUUAGAAAGUAUCCAACAUUUCAUACAAUUAGAAUAUGGGGAAGAGAUGUGGUUUAAAGUGGUUGAAAUGGCUGGGUGUAAACACUCCGUUUUUAACACACACCAAGUUUAUCCAGACUCUGUAAUGGAAAAGUUAGCGUUAAGUUGUGCAAAAGUAACUAGCGCCACCAGCGAUAAUUUUAUGAAUUUUUUCGGCCGCUGUUUCGUCCGGUACUUUUCUAAUUUAGGUUACGAUAUCACCAUAAGAAGUACUGGGCGCUAUUUCACCGAUUUUUUGCAAAGUGUCGAUAAUAUUCAUUCGCAAUUCUGUUUUACUUACCCUAAAAUGAAAAGCCCUUCGAUUUACGUCACUGAUAUCGAUAAUGAUGGUUGCGUUUUGGUUUAUCGAAGUGGCAGGCAAGGAUUUACGCAUUACGUUAUGGGUAAUUACAGAAAACUCGUUAUGGAACGGAUUAGUUCAGCAAAUGGGUCUAGAAAUAUGAUCGUCGUUAAAUAUCGAUUAGAUUUCGACAAUUCCGAAUACAUGUUGGAUAAAUUCCGGAAGGAAGAACAUUUAGAAACAACUCAAUUAUCGACAUUUCCAGCUUACAUUCUUUUAGAAUUAUUCCCUUUUGCGAUCUUAAUUAAUAAAGAAAUGAAAAUUAUGGCCGCGGGAGAGAAAAUAACGGAAGUAUGGAACGGGAAACAAAACAUUUUGGGGUUAUCAGUUUCAAAAUAUUUUCGUUUACGACGCCCUAAAGGAGUUCCAUUUACAUUUCAAAACACUCUUUACCUUCGAAAAGUAAUGUAUGAAAUCGAAUUCAUUCGAAACCCGCAAGUUUUAGAAGAAGAAGAGUUCAAAAAUAGUUUUGACGAACAAAAAGAAUCCGAGACAACUAAAAACGUUGGUUCAAGAAAUAUUUUAUUAAAAGGUCAAAUGAAAUACAUCGAAGAUAUUGAUGCUAUUGUAUUUUUAUGUAGCCCAAUAAUAAAUGAUCUGGAUGAGUUACCGGAACAAGGUUUGUACUUAAACGAUUUAAAUAAUCACGGUUUGAGUAAAGAGAUGGUUUUGGCCGGAUGGCAACACAAUUCAAAGUUAGAAAUGAUGUUUGAUGCCGCCGAAAACAAAGCGGAUGAAUUAUCUAAAAGUUAUGAACUAUUAGACGCCUGGAAACGUAAAGGAGACGAUUUAUUAUAUUCGAUGAUACCGAAAACGGUUGCGGAUCGUUUAAGAAAAGGAGAAUCACCUUUAAGUACAUGCGAAUCAUUUAAUUCGGUAACUAUUUUAUUUGGAGAACUCGUUGGGUUUAAUUAUUCAACGGUGGAGGAUGCAAUGGGAGUUGUUUCGCAUAUGAACGCGAUUUUCAGUGGUUUUGAUGAGCUUAUGGAUAAAUUUCAUGUUUAUAAAGUUGAAACUGUUGGACAGGUGUAUAUGGCCGUUUCCGGUGCACCGGAAGUUGAUAAAAAUCAUGCAAUAAACGUUGCAAACGUUUCCAUUGCGAUGUUAAAAAAAAUCAAAGAAAUUUUAGGGAAUUCUAGUAAUGUGGACGUUCGAAUUGGAAUUCAUUCAGGAUCUGCUGUAGCCGGAGUUGUUGGGUUAAAAGUUCCUAGAUAUUGCUUUUUUGGUGAUAGCGUUAACACAGCUUCAAGAAUGCAAUCUACAAGUUUGCCUGGUAAAAUAAAUAUAUCAAAAACUACAAAAGAAUUGUUAUCGAACGAGAAAUACUCAACGGAAAAACGAGGAAUGGUUAAAGUUAAAGGAAAAGGUGAAAUGGAAACCUUCUGGUUAUUAGAGAUUAUUAAAUAAAUAAAACGAGUUUCGAAUUAAUUUAAAUUAA